UUUACAUAACCUAACAAAACGCUGUCACAUUCUUCGCAAUAACAUUUAACAGUUUUUAUAACUAUUAUAAAACUUGGUGUAAAUCAACAAAAUUUUCGUAAUUUCAACAUGUUAGACUCUGGUGGAACCUCUCUAAGAUCCGAUAUCAAUACGACUGUUGCUAGAAGAUGGGAACAACCGCGCCCGGUCAAACGUUCGCAAUCAGCCAGUCCUAAUAAUUUAAAUGCACGAAGACAGAAUGUACAGAAAAAACUUGUUGCUGGGAAAAGACAUCGAAGUAUGUCGCCUACAAAUGUGGCGAAGAAGGCAGAUGAGAAGCGGCCGUCAUCACCAGUUCAUUUUCAUACUGAAGAUGAUUACGCAAACUUAACUUUGACGGAGACAGAAAAAGAUGUACUUUUGCCGCCGACAGUCAUUUCGAAAACCAUGCGUUCGUACGCCGGCAAGAGAAGAGAGUUUAUAAAGCUUCGUAAGAACGUUAUGAGUCAACAGAAUAUGCUGAUAGAGACAUACGCAUCAUUGAAAGAAAUAGAGGCUAGAUGUGGAAUAAACGACAAUAAUCUCGGAGAUCUUAGGCUGCUCUCGAUAUCCGGUUGGCCGGCAAAUGAUUUGCUUCUACUGUUAAGAAAUGACAUAGCGUCUUUACGAAGCAUGGAAAUUAAUGAGGGAUUUGGGCCACAAAUGUUACGACGGCUCCAUUCCCUGCUGACUGUGAUCCCCGACGAGGUGCGUGCGGUGAACUCGGAGAUCAUGAUACGUCGCAACGAGAUCUUACAACUGUGGCGCUCCAAGGCUCGUCCUGAACGACUUAGCGUACAUUCUAACACUGAAUGGAAGAACAAAAACGCUGAAUUUGAAUCUCAAACAGAGAAUAUAAAGAAACUGGUGGUGACAUUAACAGAAAAUAUUAGGUCCAAAAUUAAGCAGUCGUUUGAAGUGGCUAAAAUGCCCUGGCUUGACCGGGAAAAUUUGAUAAAGAAGGUUGAACGAUUACAAAAUGAAAAUUUAAUUUUGCAAGAUAAACUUGACGAAAAAUCGAAAAAAGAUGGCGAAGGACAAGAAGAUGGAAAGACGGAAGAUAUAUUUAAAUAUGAGGCAUUACAAGAGCAGCUGAACAAAGAGAAAUCAGCAAAGGAAAGUUUAAGGGAAAUAGUAUCGACUGCGGAAAGCAUGCUGCGCGUCGCACGAAGUCGGAUCGUCAAUUUGGAAAAGCAGGUCAAGGAAGGAAAGACGGAGCUGGAUGCAGCGAAACGCAAACAGAAGGAAUUGGAACAACUAUAUCGUCAUCGUGAACUAAGCUACGAUACCCGGUCGAAGAAAUUGAUCGAACUCUCAAAAACUGGAGAAAUGACCAUCGAGGCGUUAUCACAGCAGCGAGAUGCUCUCGAACUACGGGUCAAAGAGCUGCGUGAGCAACUAGUGUUGACUGAAAACGCUGUUUCCGAGCGGGAAUGCAAACAAAGGAAUCGCGCUGAUAUGCUGCAGGCCAAGUUAUCAGAAAAGGAGAAAGCUCAUCUGGAGGCUGAAUCGCGUGCAGCGGCACUUCAAGAUCGAGUUAAAGAUUUAGAGAAACAGCUAUCUGUAAUCCAAGAACGAUGUACUAAGCUCCUCAACAUAGAAAAAGAACAUUGUCUCGACUACCUGCCGUCUAAAGAAGGCGAGCCUUCAGACGGGGAAACUGAAAUUUGGAAGGAGCUACAAGACACGCGUGCCGCACUCGUUAGGGUCGAGGAGGAGCUGCGACAAACUCGCACCGAUAAAGACAACUUUUUAAAUUCCUUAUCCAGAAUUGCGCAAAUAGAAAGUGAUAACGAUAAUAAAAUGGCUACUGAAUUAUUGGACAGAGAACAGAGAAUAGCAAAACUGCAAUCCAUUAUCGACGAACAGCGAGCAAAUGAGAAGAUAAUGGAACAAAGUAUGUCAGAGUACGAGACUCAAUUAGCUGCUUUGCGUCUUGAAGUAAAGCGCUUGAGGAAUUACGACUGUUACUCCAGGGAUACGCCUUACCAGGAUCUUAGAACUGAGUUGCUAGAGAUGCAAAUGCAAGUAGCGACACUUAGCCGCGAGCGGUCUGCACUGGUGACGGCGGCGGCGUCGCGCGCCCUCAUGCUGGAGCGGUACGAGCGCGCGGCGGACAUGUUCGCUAAAGUAACGCGUGCGCGCCGCGACCUCGCCGCUCACCUCGAGGGACAGCACGAGCCUAAAGAAUUUGACGAAGCAACGACAUCGCAAGUCGUGUCAUCUCUAUGCCAAGAUGCAAACGACACGUGGUCGGCGCUGCAGACGGAGCGGGCCAGGGUACUUCAGCUGGAGAGCGCCAUCUUGAUGCAGAGCUUGCAGCUGGAGAGAGAAGGCAAAGUGCGCACCCAGCUGGAGAGACGAAAGGCUAUGCUGGAAAGACAAAUUCUACGUCUCGUGGGUCCUGGAUCCCAAAACACUCUGUUGUCUGAUCCAUCAUUAUAAUUUCCUCCAUUUCAAAAAACGGGAUGUAAUUUUCUUAACAUUUGGUUUUAUUUUGUUUUUUUUCCGUAAAUUUACGUUAAAAGUUCUUACUCCUUUGAAACCUAUACUAUUCAAAUUAUAGUAAUAAAGUCAUUACCGUACCUCAUA
Molecule: messenger RNA, 2610 nt
Organism: Papilio polytes (common Mormon)
Lineage: Eukaryota; Metazoa; Arthropoda; Insecta; Lepidoptera; Papilionidae
Product: cingulin-like
Exons: 18
Coding region: 109-2463 (784 amino acids)
Source: RefSeq, a predicted model, not a curated record